AUGUCCACCUCCAACCUAGCCCAGUUCUCCACUUGCGAAAUCUCAGACGCUCUUAUAAAACUCUCUCUUCCUCAUGGUGGCCUUCUCCCAGAUAUUUAUAUAAUCUCCCCUGCAUUAUCUGGCUCAGCAACUAGAAUAUGCGGCUCAGCCUACACAGUCCAAAUGGUCGUCACUUCCGACAUAUCAGCCCCAAAGCUAUCCGCUCAUUUCGUUGACACUAUACCUGCCCAUUCAGUUGUUGUCAUCAACGCGCCCCCAGAGGCAGUCAAUGCAGUCUGGGGCGGAUUGAUGACUGCGGGAGCGCAGGCCCGCCUGGCCAGCGGCGUCGUUAUUUCUGGACGCUGUCGAGACAUUGCCGAACAUCGCCAACUUGGUUUUCCUGUCUUUGCCAGGGGCCACUCUACGCUCGGUCAAUCGCCAUUCACGCGCCCCUCAGCCAUCAACGUUCCUCUUGUCAUUGCUGCUCCUAGCCCAGUCGCGGACUCGUUUCCUGCCCUCACAGUGCAUCCCGGUGAUUGGAUAGUCGCAGACGAGGACGGUGUGGUCUGUGUUCCCAAAGACCUAGAAUCCCAUGUCAUUGAGUUGGCAACAAGGGGAAGAGAGAUCGAUGACCGCUGUAUGCAGGACAUCAAGGCUGGCAAGGGAGUACAAGCUUCCUUCAAUCUGCAUCGAGGAAAACCAUAA
Molecule: messenger RNA, 684 nt
Organism: Laccaria bicolor S238N-H82
Lineage: Eukaryota; Fungi; Basidiomycota; Agaricomycetes; Agaricales; Hydnangiaceae
Exons: 2
Coding region: 1-684 (227 amino acids)
Source: RefSeq, a predicted model, not a curated record